This is a messenger RNA of Rotaria sordida, 537 nucleotides long. Lineage: Eukaryota; Metazoa; Rotifera; Eurotatoria; Philodinida; Philodinidae. The record is from the annotation of a GenBank genome assembly.
AUGAUAACAUACUUAUCACAAUGUUAUCCCGUAAAACAGCGAACUAUACGAAUUGCCGUCUUCUAUGCAGCUGGUAUUAUAUCAGGAGCUAUUGGUGGUAUUUUACAUGGAUAUCAUGUAGCAUUUUUUAUCAUUAUUGCUGGAGUUAGUUUUGCUCUCAUGGCAAUUCUUGAUACAGUUAGUCCAGUUGCAGUGUAUAUAAGUGGAUGUUUUGCAUGUGCUGGAAAAUAUUCAGCAUAUGCUUUACUUAUCGCAUGGUUAGCUAAAAAUCUAAGUGGUCGCAUAAGAAGAUCAUUAGCCGUUGCAUUCACUGUUGGACUUGGUCAAAUCGGUGGAGCAAUUUUACCGUUCAUUAUGAAUGAUAAAAAUGAACCAAAUUUUCGUCAAAUUUAUAUUACAUCUGCAGUUGUAAUGGCAGUAAUUAUGUUUCCUACUUUACUUCUUCGAUUUAUUUCUACUAACCGAGAAAAAUCAACUGCAAUUAAUCACACUGAAGUACUCGAAAAGGCUAAUAGUGUACAUGACGCACAAAUAUGA